AUGGCCCCAGUCGAUUUCACUCUUACUCCUCGUGCAACAGAUGAUGGAUGUCCAAGUACACUCUCGGGUGGUGCCAUAGCAGGUAUUGUGAUCGGAUCUAUUGCCGGCACUCUGCUUCUUAUGUGGGUAUGGCAUCUUUGUCGAAUGCCUGGGGCGUUAAGUGGUGGAGAGACGGAUGUCGGAUAUCGACCACCAAUUACUCGAUCUCGGGGCCAUAGAAGGAGAAGCACUGGGUCCUAUAUUGAUGUUGUUGAGAAACCUCGGUCUCGCAGUUCACGGAGAUAUCGGGAUGAUGUCCGACGCCCGGCUAGAGUGUAUGUCAGUUGA
This is a messenger RNA of Penicillium malachiteum, 327 nucleotides long. RefSeq lists its product as uncharacterized. Bases 1 to 327 code for a protein of 108 amino acids. Lineage: Eukaryota; Fungi; Ascomycota; Eurotiomycetes; Eurotiales; Aspergillaceae. The record is from RefSeq and is a predicted model, not a curated record. The transcript is spliced from 2 exons.